UUAAAAAAAAAUAACCUACGAAAUCAAUGUGAUUGAUACGUAAUUUAUAUAAUUAUACUGAUAUAUAAUUGUUGAGGUCAAUUAAAAAAAUUGACUUUAUUAUCUAUACAUGUAUUAACUUUUUUUUUACAUUAUAAAUAGUUUUCUAAAAUUAUACUUAAAUACUGAACAUAACCAAUUGUUAUUUGUAUGAAAAUUAAAAAUAUAAAUGAACAUAAAUUUUUAUAAUUAUUUGAGAUUGUUAAUUAUUUUUUAAAAAUGGGUAAAAAUAAAGCGCAACGCACGAAAAAUAAUGCUAAGCCUUCGAAUAGUGCUCGGAGUGCCGAGUUCCUGGGUUCUGCGAUGCCAAAUUUUGUUGGAUUUUCAGCAGUAAAAGAUGGAGGAUAUGUACCAGUUUUACCUGGUUUGUCAUUGAGUCAAUUAAACGAAGUUGAAAUAAGUGCUAUUGACUCAAAUUUCCAGGUCGUCUUUAAAAAAAUGAAUAAAAAAGAUGCUACGACAAAAUUUAAAGCCUUACAAGAAUUUGCUGAUUUAGUCAGAGAAUCUCCACUGUCAACUGUGGAAGCUGUCCUACCAUUUUGGCCAAAGCUCUAUAGCACAUUAGCAGUCGAUGCAGAACAUAGAGUACGCGAUGCUGCUCAAACAACUCACGGUGUCUUGGUUAAAAAAGUUGGAAAAAGUAUUGCUACUUAUCUUAAACAACUAGCUGGACCUUGGUUUACAUCUCAGUUCGAUCCAUUUCCACCAGCAGCAUCAGCAGCAAGUAAUUCUCUCCAUGAAACUUUUCCAGAUAAAAAAUAUGCCGAUGCGAUAGUCUACUGUCAAGACGAAAUAUUGUCAUACAUUUGUCAUAAUAUAAAUGUUCAAACGCCACAAUUAUUGAAUAUAACAUAUAAAUCAAUGAAUCUUAGUCCCGAAAUACUUGAAGCUAAGUAUCAACGAAUAUUAAUUUGCAGUUUACAAGGUUAUUGUUCCUAUUUAAAACAAGUGUCAUCACAGCAAAUUGAGAAGACUGCAAAUAUCCAUCAUCAGAUAAUAAACGGUAGUAAAUUUUGGAAACUAGCAAAACACGAAAUUCCAUUAAUAAAAAUAUCAUUUUUUAAUAUUAUUACAUCGCUUAUUGAAAAUUGCAAGGAAAUACUAAAAGAUACUGAAAAAAAAACAAUAACAUCAAUAAUGAAUAGUCUUGAUGAAAAUGAACCUGGUGUUAUUUCAGCAGUAUGGGAAUGUAUGUUAAUAGCUAUUGAUAAAAUAGAUGAUUGGUAUACUCAUGUCAGCAUUGAAAAAUUAGUGUUGCCUAAAUUAUGGCGAGUGCUACGUAGUGGCGGACAAGGAUGCGCUAGCAUUAUUUAUCCUAAUCUAUUACCACUGAUAAGUCAGUUCCCUAAAUUCAAUUUAGAUAAAAAAAUUUUGUUUUUUAAUUUUUUUGAUAACAUGAGUCAAGGAUUUUCAGCUAAAAAUGUUUUAAUCAGUCGGUCUGAAUUAACAGCAAUAACUAAAUCAUUUAUUGAAUGUAUGCGAUACACUAUUCUAUUAAAUAAUAGUGAUAUUGAUUUAUGCGGGAAACUUGUUAGAGAACAAUUAAUACCAGCUAUUGAAGCUUGCGUUAAAGAUUAUACGCCAGUAAAAUUAAUUUUAUUUAAUGAAGCUGCUGAAUUGAUAAGAUAUUGGAGUAAAAAUCGUGAUACUGAUGAUUAUAAAUCUUACGGCGAGUUGUUGAGUAUUUUUUGGUGUGAACUUGAGUCAAUGUUUAAUCGUUUUAUGGAGAGCGAGAGUGAUAUGUUUGAAAAAUUAACAAUUAAUAGUAUUUAUGAUGCUCAAAUAAAAUUAUUGACGGCUUUGAAAUGUCCACCUGGCGCGACUCGUAAGAGUUUGCGUAUUAAAUUUAAAGAUACAGAUCCUGCUGAAUCUAAGGAGCAGCUUAAAAUUCCACAAACUACAGACGAUGUUUUAUUGAAUGAAAUAAACAAUUUUGUCUCUAAAUUAUGCGUUAAAUUAAUAAAUAAUCAUGAUAAAAAUCCAUCAAAUAAUAUUGAACAUUUGAAUAAAUUAAUUUGUCAGUUCGAAAGCAAACUUUUGUUUGAAGAAAUUUCAAAAGUUUAUACAAGUGAUAAUAAUUUAUUUGAACUUUAUGAUAAAAUAUUAAAAGUCUGGUUGACAGAUGAUACUAAAGUCAAUGAUAUUAUUAAAAUAAUAUUUAUUUUGAUGCAGUAUAUGAAAGAUGAAGAUAAAAAUCGUGUGUUAAAUUCAUUGACAAGUAUUAACAAUAGUAAAAUAUUAAACUGCGCUAUAACUUAUGCAUUGAAUAAUAAAAAUAUGGAUGAUAAAGUUAUAAAAUCUUGGUGUAAAACGGACUACACUACUGAAUAUUUGUGUGAACUUGCACGGAAAAUAAAUGAUGAUAAUUGUGAAGAAAAUAAAAUUAUAUUACUGCAAGCUUUUAAAUCAUGUGAUAAUGAUUUUUGUAUCAGUGAAGAAGCCGUCAAUGGAGUAUUAAAUAUUUUGUGUGAUUAUUUAACAGAAUCUGAAGAAAUAACUGAAUCAUUGGUCGCUUUUAUAUCUCAAUUAUCGUUACUUAUUUGGAAUUUUAAAAAGUUAACAUCAGUAUCAUUGAAAAUGUUCAAGGCAUUGUUUAAAAUAAGCAGUAAAGAUUCACUGUCAUUUAAUUUAAAAGAAUCAAUCCAAAAUAACUGGGUAACUGGAUUAACUUCAAUUUAUCACAAAAUACCAGCUGAUGAAUUAUUUGAAUUGCAGGAUGAAUGCAUGAAAAUAAUUUAUGAAAAAAUGUAUUCAAGUGACUUUAGAUCGAACGAUGAAACUGACCUGGUAUUUAAUUUCUUAGAAGCUUCAAAUGAUUACAAUUAUGAUGAAGCUCUCGUAUCCUUAAUUAGAUUUAAUAAUAAUGUGGAAAAAAUUUUUUUGGAUGAAUGGAUUAUACAAGUGAAGAAUAUUAUUUUGCAUACAGAGAUAGUUUCCGGUAAUUUUUAUUCGAUAAAUCCAAUUAAAAGUGUGUCAUUAGAUUGUCCGAUUGGAAUGACAAGUGAUCCUGAAGAAGAGGAAAAAGAAAUACCAGAUAAAAUGGCGCGUUGUUUAAAAUGGUCUCUAUUUACUGCAAAACUUAUCAAUAGAUUAUUGAUGAAAUUAAAUGAUGAGUAUGAAGACGAUGAAUUUGAAUCAAUUGUCAAAAAUAGUCUGGAUAAUUCUUCACAGCAGUUCAAUAAUAUCAUAAUGAUUACAAGUCUUGGUAAAUUAUACAAUGAUCACUAUAAAUUUUCAACCAACGGUGAUUUAAUAAAACAAAUUUACGUAUCGCUGCAUUUUGAGUGUAAAAGUUUGCGUGAAAAAAUGCCGCCUAAGACCUGGAAAGAAAUAAUUAUUGAUUCACUGGACGUUGAUAAGUAUUGGGCUGAGUAUGGAAGUAUUUUUUCGCUAUUUUUGCAGUAUAGUAACAACGAUAAAAUUUAUUUAUCAGAAAUUAAAUCACAAGCAAAAGAUAUACUACGAGAGUAUACUGCAUCAGAAGACAGUGAGAAUUCAAUGAGUUUGAUACAAAAUAUAAAUGCGGUAAUUUUAGCACAAAUUAUUUUGGAUGAUGAUGAUGAUAAUAAUCUAUCUUUGGAUGUUUUGAAGAAAAUAAUAAAACGUAAUCAAGUGGAUAAAGAAUUUUUGUUAUUUAAUCGAGAUAUUAGUUCUAGUUCAUGGUCUGAAUUUGUUUUACCACUUGAAUUAAUACGAUUACUAACAAAAUUAUUGGAAAAAAUUCCGACAAAAAUGACCACUGAAAUGCGUGAUGCUGCAGUGAUUUAUUUAUCAUCGUGGCUUGUGUCAUUAAAUAAAUCUAUAGCUCAUCAUAAUGAUUUAAAAUUACAAUGUUUUGUUGUAGCACUCAGUCAAUUAUUUUGUGCUAUAAAAAAUUUAUUAACUCGAGUUACGGAAAAAGACAUUGAAGAAAUAUUUACAGGAUUUUCGGACGAGUGGAAUAAUAUAUUUGCUGAUGACAUAAAUCGUGAGAUAGCAAACACAUGGAUGUAUUACGCGGAUUUGUUUAACAAAAAAACUGAAUUUUUAACACCAAUACUUAUGUUAAAUUAUCUGGGUAAUGCUAUUAAAUUACUUGAUGGCAAUGUCUUCUUUAAAGAGCCUACUGAUGCUUUGAUAACGGUUACAUCUGACGAUUUAAUUAAAUUUUCUUUAAAACUUAUAUUGUCACCGAUUCCAAAUCUCCAGCUGUCUGCUCAUUAUGCAUUGAAUCGUUUGAUUCCAACACUUGUUGAUCAGGAUAAAAAUACUAUUGAACAAGAAAACUUUGACACUACGACAUUGAAUAUUCAUAAAUUUGAAGAUACUAUUUUACAAACACAAAAAAUAGUUGAUACAAUGUUAUCAGAUUUUAAAUUAAGUGAUUCAGUCAGUUGUACAGUUAAACCUUAUACAGACUCUUAUACUUAUACAUUUGGUUAUAUUUUAACUUGGAUUAAUGUUUUGGAAAUGUGUAGUCAUGCUCAUGCUGAUUUGCGUUAUCAAUAUGGAGAAAUACUCAAAAAUUACUAUUUUUCAUCAUUGAUGAAUAAUAUAUUCCGAUUGAUGCCAGCAAAGAUUCUUGAAUCAACAGACAGGCGCACUCCGUUAUUUGAAUUUGUAAAUUUAUUUAAAGAUCAACCUUUACUAAAUUUGAAUGAAAAUUUGACUAGCUGUACUUUAGACCACAUUGUUUGCUGGGUUUAUAUUAAUUGUUUGAGAUACAUGCCAGUGUUGGCGAGACAAUGGUGGAGUGCAGCUGAAACUCGUGUCGGAAGUAUCAUGGAAAAAAUUACGACCCUUUACGUCAGUCCGGUUUUGUGUCGAGAAGAAUUAACAAUUAAUAAACUUAAUGAUGUACCAAACUUGACGAUAAUUGUUUAUCCAACGGUGAGAGAAUUGAAUGCCGUUUAUCGAAUGGACGAUUCUAAAUUGGAAUUGAAAAUUAUUUUGCCAAUAAAUUAUCCUCUGGGUACUGUUACUGUUGAACCUCGACAGCAUGUUGGUGGUGCUGGUAACUGGAAAAAUAGUCAUAUGCAGCUUUCAAUAUUUCUUAAUCACCAGAAUGGAUCAAUUUGGGAUGGACUAAUGAUGUGGAAAAAUAAUCUUGAUAAGAAAUUUUCCGGAGUGGAAGAAUGUUAUAUUUGUUUCAGUAUAUUUCAUAUCAAUACUUACCAAAUACCAAAGCUUUCAUGUCAUACCUGUCGCAAAAAAUUCCAUGCUCCUUGCCUGUACAAAUGGUUCAGUACAAGUCAGAAAUCCACCUGCCCAAUAUGCCGAAAUAUAUUUUAAUUUAAACUAAAAAUUAAUUAGAAUUAUAAAAAUGAAAAAACGAUUAUCACAAUGUAAAGUAUAAAUAUAUAAAUAAAGUACAUAGCAAUUAUUAAAUAACGAUUAU
Messenger RNA from Microplitis demolitor, 5416 nucleotides. RefSeq names its product E3 ubiquitin-protein ligase listerin (gene Ltn1). The record is from RefSeq and is a predicted model, not a curated record. The transcript is spliced from 7 exons. The coding region runs from base 259 to 5310 and encodes 1683 amino acids. NCBI's taxonomy places the organism in Eukaryota, Metazoa, Arthropoda, Insecta, Hymenoptera, Braconidae. Gene Ontology annotation, cellular component: RQC complex; cytosol. Gene Ontology annotation, biological process: rescue of stalled cytosolic ribosome; ribosome-associated ubiquitin-dependent protein catabolic process. Gene Ontology annotation, molecular function: ubiquitin protein ligase activity; zinc ion binding; ribosomal large subunit binding.